Molecule: messenger RNA, 1740 nt
Organism: Coccinella septempunctata (seven-spotted ladybird)
Lineage: Eukaryota; Metazoa; Arthropoda; Insecta; Coleoptera; Coccinellidae
Product: zinc finger protein 43-like
Exons: 3
Coding region: 93-1538 (481 amino acids)
Biological process (GO): regulation of transcription by RNA polymerase II
Cellular component (GO): nucleus
Molecular function (GO): zinc ion binding; DNA-binding transcription factor activity, RNA polymerase II-specific; RNA polymerase II cis-regulatory region sequence-specific DNA binding
Source: RefSeq, a predicted model, not a curated record
UGGAAACUUGUUUGUAUUUUUUGGUUAUCUAAAGGACUAAAGAGAGUUGUCACUUUGGAUGUUUUGGAAAUUUGGAAUUUUGAGAACAAGAUAUGUCUAUCCAAAACUGUAUGCCUGUAAAUAAAAAGUGCAGACUUUGCCUGCAAAAGACUGAAGCGUCGAUAAAUCUUUUCGAAGGAAAUUUUCAGCAAAUGAUACUUGAGUUGACCUCUCUUAAGAUAACAGAAGACGAUAUUUUCCCAAAGAUUGCUUGCAUCAUUUGUAUUGAUGAAAUUCAACAGGCGUUUAAAACUAGGAAUCGAAUUUUGGAAUGCCAUAAGAAGUUAGAACAAUUGUACACAAAUACCAUAAAUGAACCAGGCCAAAAUUCCCACGAUGGAUCUAUUCAUAAUUCAAAAGAGUCGAGAAGCAAAACUGAUGAGUUAAAAGAAGAUAAAUGCUUGAAAGAUAACUCCAUCUACGAAGAUUACAGUGAUUUAGUGAUAAAAUCUGAACUUACUGAGGAUAAUGAGAAUAUCACCUAUGAGGAAUAUGAUCCUUCGAAAAUUCAAAACAACAUUCCUACUGAAGAAAUAGAUUCCAAGUUGAAAAAUAGAUCUUGUGACUUAUAUAAUGACUUAUCAUUAUUUGAUCCCCUAAAAGUAGCAUGUAUAAAUAAAAGAAGGCAGGACCAGCUACUUGGAAGAGACCAAAUACCAAAACACUAUAUUUGUGAUGAAUGUGGUGAAGUUUUCCCUUAUGAUCUAUAUACUAUCAGGCUUCAUAGGUCAAAACAUAAAAAGAGCAAAUGUGAAAUUUGUGGCAUUGUUACUAGGACUGAUAACAUGAAGAAGCAUAUAGAUGGACACAACAGUGGUCCUAGAGUGUGUGAAUCAUGUGGAAAAACAUGUAAAAAUAUCGAAAGUUUGAGGAGUCAUAUAUAUUACAUGCAUACAACAUCGGCUGAUAAAUUUAAAUGUGACCAGUGCUCCAAAAGUUAUCGAAAAAAAUAUAAGCUUGAAAGUCAUAAAAAUAAAGAACAUACAGGAUCUCGUCGGUAUACAUGUAAUAUUUGUCAGAAAAAGUUCUUUUCUAACUGGGAUUUGAAAAAGCACGUCAGUAUGACCCAUGAGAAACUACGACCAUACAUCUGCCAGUAUUGUAACAAGGGCUUUUCUAGUUUACAUGCCUUGAAGACCCACACUCGACAACAUACCAAUGAAACUCCAUUUAAGUGUUCCAUAUGUGCCGAAGGUUUCCGACAGAAUGUUUCUCUUCGUUCACAUCUCAAAUCAAAGCACAAUAUUGAAGAAAACAAGAAUUUUCCUUGUGAGUUUUGUGACAAGUCGUUUGGUUCGAAUUUUGCCCUUAAGGUACAUCUGAGACUACACAGUGAGCAGUGCUAUAAAUGUGAUGAGUGUGAGGAAUAUUUCAAUCAAAGUAUUUAUUUGUUUAACCAUAUGAAGACUGUACAUAACAUGGAAGAGAGUAUGGUUGAUAUAAAAAAAUUUAAGAUUAAUGUUAGUAAUGAAGCUAAUGAAGAUGAUAAAAAGGACUAAAGAGGCCCAUUUGGGAAGCAUAUCUGGGAUGAACCAGGUGUGAAUGAAUGGAAUGAAUAUUCGGUUUUUCUAUUCGGAAAGGAGCUAAAAGAUAUGUAUAAAACAAUCGCUCUUAGUGUAGCGUGUACUGUUGAAAACAUUUUUUAUAUAAAAUAAUUUUUUCUUCAAGCAUAAGGCUCAUUAAGUGUAUGAAGUAAAAUAC